AUGAGUGAUACUUCAGUUACAAAUGAAAGAACAAAUGAUCUUCCAGUUGCUCAUGUAUCAGUAAAUGUAACAAUUGAUGAUGAUUGUACGGUAAUCAACAAUGCUGGAGAAGUAGGCCAAAGUGAUUCAAAUGAUCAAUCUUCUCAUGAAGAAAAAAUGUUUUAUUCAAAAGUCAACUGCUAUGAAUCACGAUUAAAAUUUGUAGAAAAAGUGAUACUAUCUUUAGACUACUAUCAAAAAAUAUUAUUUGCUGUUAAACUAGCAAAAGGUGGAAAAACGGCUUGUAUUGACAAUAAAUUUUAUAAUUGGUGCAAGAAGCACUUCAAAAUUAAUAAUACUGCAGGUCAUGAUAUACUGGUUUCAUUAAAAAACGACAGAAGAAUUGUUUUCACUGAAUCAUAUUUUACUAUUUUAAAAGAUAUCCAUGAAAAAACAGGUCAUGGUGGAAGAGACAAAAUGCGAUAUGAAUUUAGCCACCACUAUUAUUGGUUACCCUCUACAGUUAUUGAUUUAUUUUUGCAAUGUUGCGUUUCUUGCCAACUUAGAAAACCUGUUAAGAAUCCUGUAGUAUCAACAGCUAUCAUAUCGAUCGGGUACAUGACAAGACUACAAAUGGAUCUUAUUGAUCUUCGUACUCGUCCUGACAAGGAUUUCCAAUGGAUAUUACAUUGCAGAGACCAUUAUUCUAAAUAUUCAUGA
This is a messenger RNA of Rotaria sp. Silwood2, 699 nucleotides long. Lineage: Eukaryota; Metazoa; Rotifera; Eurotatoria; Philodinida; Philodinidae. The record is from the annotation of a GenBank genome assembly.